Laccaria bicolor S238N-H82 is the source of this 1140-nucleotide messenger RNA. RefSeq lists its product as uncharacterized. Lineage: Eukaryota; Fungi; Basidiomycota; Agaricomycetes; Agaricales; Hydnangiaceae. The record is from RefSeq and is a predicted model, not a curated record. Gene Ontology annotation, biological process: mRNA splicing, via spliceosome. The transcript has 6 exons. Bases 1 to 1140 code for a protein of 379 amino acids. Gene Ontology annotation, cellular component: precatalytic spliceosome; U2-type prespliceosome; U1 snRNP. Gene Ontology annotation, molecular function: mRNA binding; U1 snRNA binding.
AUGCCUGGCACCCAUCUCCUCCCGCCUAAUCUUCUUAAACUCUUCGCUCCCAGACCACCUCUCCCAUACGCUCGUCCUGUCGACAAAGACAUUGACCGUAUCCGCACAAAACACGUCAAUGGUGUAGCUCAAAUUCUUGCACAGCUCAAGGAAGCAAACACAGACUCUCUCAUUUCUUCCGGAACAGCGGAGGCCAUGGAGGAGGGAGAAGAGCCCUUGCAGAUCCGACGCGAAGAGCGCAAGGCCAAAAAGACAGAAGAGUUCAAGCUUGCGAAAUCAUCUUACAAGCCUGCCGACGAUCCAGAGGCGGUCGGGGAUCCCUAUAAAACACUGUUUAUCUCACGCCUGCAUAAAACGGCUACAGAGACAGACCUACGGCGUGAGUUUGAAGGGUAUGGUACCAUAGAACGAGUCAGAAUCGUUCGCGACAAAAAGGGUCGCAGCCGUGGCUACGCAUUCGUCGUUUACGAACGAGAACGUGACAUGAAAGCCGCGUAUAAGGAGUCCGAUGGCUUGCACAUCAUGGGAAAACGAAUUCUCGUCGACGUGGAGCGUGGGCGGACAGUACGAGGUUGGAAACCUCGUCGUCUUGGAGGAGGCCUUGGUGGCCGUCCAAAGCGCGUCGUCGAAGCUGCUCCCGUAGUGGCUCCACCCAUGAGAGGCGGCUUCCGGGGCGGAAUGGGAGGUGGGAGAGGAUUUGGAGACAGAGGGGGUGGAUUUAGGGGUGGUCGUGGCGGCUUUGGCGGUGGUCGUGGUGGGUUUGGUGGAGAUCGUGAUCGAGGCGGGGGCUUUGGAGGUGACAGAGGCGGUUUUGGUGGCGACAGAGGAGGCUUUGGCGGCGACAGAGGAGGCUUUGGAGGUGACAGAGGAGGCUUUGGUGGUGACAGAGGAGGAGGAGGAGGGUUCAGGGGAGGAUUCGGAGGCGGAGGUGACGGUUUCAGAGGAAGCAAUGGUUUUGCUGAUGGUCACUCAAACGGCUUUGGAGGACCUCCACCACACGGCGCCCCAGGUGGAUUUUCAGGUCCGCUUGGAGGAGGUAUGCCUGGUGGAUUCGGUGGAAGUGGAGGAUUCCGAGGGGAUCUUAAACGCGAAGGCUCAGGCGGCUUCGAUGAAAGAGAUCCCAAGCGGCCACGAUACUAG